AUGGACUCCUCAGACCUGGAACUCUUCUUCAACAGUCACUGGAAGACAACCAUCGAGCAAUGCGAGAAUUCAUUGGAGCCCGAUGACUUGGAGCAGGUGCGAUUGAUUACUUCAUGGGAUUCAGUGCAGAAAGAUGUGUUGGACUCGGCAGGCACGGAUUCCAGCAAAGUGAUUCCAUAUGAAAUCGCUUUAAUCAAACCUACACUUGGCCACUUCCACCAAUUUACCCAAGUCUUUGAGUCUCAAUUGGCCCCUGGCAUUCAAGCGGAUUAUUUCUGGGGCAUCAUCGGAGUCCUGCUCAAGCUCACUGCGCAAGAUCCGCAAGCGCUUUCCAAGAUCCCACGAAUGCUAAAGUCUCUUGGCUACAAAGCAGAGGCUUUCAAAGUACACUACACUGCGGCACGAGAGAGUCUGGACCAAAUAAAAGAAGCAUGCUUCGACAUUCAGAUUCAGCUAGUUGAAUUUUUCACAAGCGCGGUCAAGUAUAUGCGUGGCGAGGAAGAAGAAAUGAGGUACAACAGACGGGACGACCGAGAUGAUCGUUACGGACAAGAUGACCCCUGGCUACUGCUUCAACGCCGGUUCAUUGCUACAAAUCAGGAGCUCAUCGAAACGAUAGCGCGGAUCGAAAAUCUGGUUGCUGCGCGCCCCUCUGGGCUAGAUCAAAACAGUUCCUCGGAUAUAGCUACACUCACACAGCAAUUUCGUUGCAUGAUACUGCCAACCAAAAAGUCAUCUCGCUUCUUCAACAGAGUCGACACUUUCGUGAAGAUAGAUCAGGUCCUAGGCCGGGCGGGAUCAAAUACCUCUUUCCGAUCUAUAGCUUUCAAUGCGGCUAAAAUUGCCGGGAGCACAACCCAAUUUACACGACGAGAACUUGAUUCUUGUCCAGAAUUGGUUUCAAUCGACAGUCAUGGAAAGGCAAUCAUCACCACACGCAACCAUUCUCUAGCAUAUGAGCCUGCUACGUCAGGAUUGGAAAUAACCUCAUGGGAUGCAAAAACUGGUUCUGAGUUUCUUCUAUUCCUAUUGAAACGCAACAUCGGCAGCGAUAUCCAAGCGGAGGGAGACUCGGCAACCGAGCUUUCCAAGAAAUUGAGUGGUCACGCGUUGGGAAUCUCACACAUGGCUGGUCUGAUUCAUCGACGGUCUUGGUCCAUCGCCGAAUUCAUGCGAAUCUACCUGAAGAAUCCAAAGAGGGCUCACCAAACUGAGCUGCAGGCUGUGUGGGAUUUCUCCUUCGCUACUUUGGAGAAAGAUAGCCGGACAUUCCUAGGAAUUGCUUCAUUUUUGGUAUCGGAGAACAUUCCGCAGCUGCUCUUCGAAAUUGAGGAAGACAACGAUCUCCCAGAAGAUCUCGCGUUUUGUGUCGACGAGUUCAGUUUCUCAGAUGCAACAGAACCACUCCUGACCCUUGCCUUGAUCAAACGGGACAGAGAUGCUCGCGUCUUUUCUUGCCAUCGAAUGGUGCAAACGCAAUUCCGAUAUUAUCUGCCUCUCGAAGAGCGUCAGAAAGCCUUCGAUAACGCAGUUGCGCUUGUGUAUCACGCUUUUCCCAAGCAGUCAGAUGAGACUAAUAAGAACCAAUUCUAUCAACAGUGGACGCAGUGCAAUCGUUGCCUUCAACACGUUCUCAGUUUAAAAGACAAUUUCAAGGAAGAGCGGAGACUCGUGAAAAACUUCAAGGCGGGACCGCUGUUCUGCGAGCUCCUGAAAGACUGUCAGAGAUAUCUCUACGAGAUCAACGCGCUCACAGAUCUCGAGGACGUUUGUGAAGUGAAUCUCCAGGCCGUGAAAACACUAGACAACGAAGAACAGGCUACUGACAUUGCGGCUUCGACAUUGUCACAUCAAGCCAGCAUGUACGAGAGCACAGGGAAGGUGCAAAAGGCAAUCGAGCUCAACACCAAGGGUUACAAUAUGCGAUUACAAGAAAAUCCGUUGAAAGGCGGACUUCUUGGCGGCUUCGAGCAGAACCUGGCAUACAAUUAUAACACGGCCAACGAUCAUGAGACGGCACUGACAUGGUUCGAAAAGUCGAGGGAUACCUGGAUUGCUUGGAACGUCAAAGAGGGGAGGGAGGCCGAUUGGCCAACCGUGACAAAGAAGAAUAUGGCGAGAUGUCUUGUACAUCUUGGUCAAUAUGACAAGGCACAAGCAUUGCUAGAUAUCUCAAUCACUGAGUUCAAAAAGGAGAAAGCACUUAACUGGGCUAUGCUCGCAUACACAUACUUCGUCCUGGGAAUCCUCGAACGACGUCGGAACAGACCCGAAGCGGCGGAAGCAAGUUUCAUUGAGGCGCAGAAUCUGUGGUUCAAGGGGGAUCAGACGAGAUUGCAUCCGUUUAAUGCGGGGUGCAUAUACAAGACGGGAGUGGUUUGUCUUGAUCAGGGGAAGGUGGAGGCGGCUGUCAAACACCUCCGUGACUCCCUCGAAAUUACAAAGUUCCAUGCGAACGUCAUGCCCGUCGAGCACGCGCGGGGCUUGUUCAAGUUGUCCGAAGCGCUGUUUCAGGAUUCGUAUGAUGGCGAGGAGGCGGGUGAGUUGAGAGAUGAGGCGGAGCUUUAUCUAUUGAGGAGGGAUCCGCAGGCGGCGCAGUCUGGGAGGGAGGAGGAUUAUGAUCAGUGGGUGCCGAUCUUUUGGCGGUGAGGGGUGGCGGAGGGGGUUAGCUAAAUCGAUGGGAAGGCAGAGAGGAUGUUAGGUAAAAGUAGCCGGACAUACCUGCAAAGCAUGGUUUUGGCCCUCGGUAUAGUUGGCACUCGACAAUUUAGUCGUUGCGAUAGUAGG
Messenger RNA from Mytilinidion resinicola, 2787 nucleotides. RefSeq lists its product as uncharacterized. The coding region runs from base 1 to 2649 and encodes 882 amino acids. The record is from RefSeq and is a predicted model, not a curated record. NCBI's taxonomy places the organism in Eukaryota, Fungi, Ascomycota, Dothideomycetes, Mytilinidiales, Mytilinidiaceae. Gene Ontology annotation, molecular function: protein binding. The transcript is spliced from 10 exons.